This is a messenger RNA of Rhizopus microsporus ATCC 52813, 1731 nucleotides long. RefSeq lists its product as uncharacterized. Bases 1 to 1731 code for a protein of 576 amino acids. The transcript has a single exon. Gene Ontology annotation, molecular function: zinc ion binding; DNA binding. Lineage: Eukaryota; Fungi; Mucoromycota; Mucoromycetes; Mucorales; Rhizopodaceae. Gene Ontology annotation, biological process: DNA-templated transcription. The record is from RefSeq and is a predicted model, not a curated record.
AUGUUUGCUUGUUUAUGUGAUGCACUCAAAAAGACACCUUCGCUUGACGGAAGAAAAUUAUCUCAAAAGCUUUGGCCACCAGCAGGAUCAUUUGGCAACUUUAUUUCUUGGACUCUGGAUCCACCACUGCCAAGUCGAUACGCUGGGUCAAUCGAGAUGCCAUCAACAGAGAUACAAAUGGCUCUCAUCGAUUGCUUCUUUAGAACUCGAAAUCAGGUACAACAGUGCAUCAUUCCGUCUUAUUUUUAUGAGCAACUCAAGGUCAAAGGAUUAUUUAUUACACCGCUCCUUCUGAAUGCCAUUUACGCGUCAUCUGCUCGAUUUGUCAGCAUGCCAGAUUGCCCUAAGCCAGAUAUAUUUUAUCAUAGAGCCAAGCGUUUAAUAGAGGACUUUAUGGACGUGCCACGGUUGAGCACAGUGGUGGCAGUGUAUUUACUGAGCCUAUACGAGCCUUCUGCUGAUGUGUAUCGACCAGGGUCUUAUCAUUGUCGACAAUGGUCUCUCUCAGGCAUGGCAUGUAGAAUGGCCAUUGAACUCGGACUGCAUGACGAAAGUGACGUAGACCCUAACUUAUCCCUGGUGGAAAAAGAACUGCGUCGACGAGUCCUCUGGGCAUGUUAUGACUUGGAUAAGCUCCAGAGUUUAGGUUGGGAACGGCCAUGGACGAUCAGACGUACCUAUAUUAGAACAAGAUUCCCAUCGCCGUUACCGGAAGAGACCUCAGAAGACCAGUAUCGCCUAAAGGUAUUUUUGCACAGAAUUAAAUUUGCCCUUCUCGUCGAAGAGGAGUUAGAACUAAGAAACAUGAAUCGAUCCACUUUGAGCAGUUUAUCUGAAGAGAACGCCUCACAAGAUGAGAUUUGCUCCAUCUUUACAACCCUUUUCAACAAAUACAUUGACUUUUUUUACAGCUUGCCAACUGAUAUGCAGUGGACUCCGACAACCCCAGUACCUGUGGAGGAUGUGUUACAGCUACCAAAACCAGAUCCGGUUGUUGCUCAUGUUCAUUUACAGUUUAAUAUCAUCCUGAUAGAGUUACUCACAAAGAUACCGGCCACAGAAGCUAACAACUUCCAGCUACGUAUAGCAGCCGCAUCUAUCACACAGCUGGCGUAUUAUCUAUGUCAGGAGCCCGCCUAUAUCAUAAAAUUCGAUUUUAUUGCACAUGCACUGAUCCACGCUAUUAAAGUUCAUAUGCUCCAGUUGGAUGGAUCUGACAUUUCUGUAGUACAGCUGGCCUGGUGUUUAUUUUAUAGAUGUAUUUACUGCUUGCAAAAGUUGAAUACAUAUGUGGUGAUUCCAAACUGCCACAAGUUUUUGCAACAAGUCAUUCAAAUCUACGGCAUAGACCUAUCUGAUCCUUACCUUGAUCUUAAAUAUCAAGUGCCUAAACCGAUAUCAACAACAAGUCACUAUGGCAAUCAGCAAGGACCAUUUUCAAGUUAUGCAAUAGACGAUCGAACGCGCUUGUUUCAAUAUCAUCAUCCGUCAAGUAUAAUACAAAGUAGCAUAUGGCCAUCAACAAAGCCUUCAAUACCAAUAGUCACUGAAGAGGUAACUGUACCAAGUCAACUCAAUAGUAGUCGAAGUGGUAUAUACAGUUCAAGAUGGCAAGAGGGUAAUAAUGAUGGACAACAAGAUAGCAGUAAGCCCAAUGUUUAUAUGCCUCAACAAGAACAGGAACAACCACCACAAACGACCUAUAGCAGCAUAAUGGAUGGCUAUCAUUAA